Messenger RNA from Talpa occidentalis (Iberian mole), 6523 nucleotides. It is a transcript of the gene PREX1, whose product is annotated as phosphatidylinositol-3,4,5-trisphosphate dependent Rac exchange factor 1. Gene Ontology annotation, biological process: intracellular signal transduction. NCBI's taxonomy places the organism in Eukaryota, Metazoa, Chordata, Mammalia, Eulipotyphla, Talpidae. The transcript is spliced from 40 exons. The coding region runs from base 143 to 5131 and encodes 1662 amino acids. The record is from RefSeq and is a predicted model, not a curated record. Gene Ontology annotation, molecular function: guanyl-nucleotide exchange factor activity; protein binding.
AGGCCCGCCCGCCCGCGCGCCCGGGUCCCCUGGCUGAGCGCGGCCGCCCGCGCGCCCGUCCGGGAUGGGGAGCCUGGACGCCUGAGCCGCGCUCGGCGCGAGCUCCGCGCGGGGAAGGAGCCGGCGCGCGCGGCCCGUGGCGAUGGAGGCACCCGGCGGCGGCGGCCGCGAGCCCGGCGGCGGCGGGGCGGGGGACAGCGCGCCCCCGGACCCCUGCGCGCCCGGCGCCGCGGCGCCCAGCUCCGGCCCCGGCCCCGGCCCGUGCGCGGCCGCCCGGGACUCGGAGCGCCAGCUGCGCCUCCGCCUCUGCGUCCUCAACGAGAUCCUGGGCACCGAGCGGGACUACGUGGGCACCUUGCGCUUCCUGCAGUCGGCCUUCCUGCAUCGCAUCCGGCAGAAUGUGACGGACUCGGUGGAGAAGGGCCUCACGGAGGAGAAUGUCAAGGUCCUGUUCUCGAACAUCGAAGACAUCCUGGAGGUUCACAAGGACUUCCUGGCUGCCCUGGAGUAUUGUUUACAUCCGGAGCCUCAGUCUCAGCAUGAACUUGGGAAUGUUUUCUUAAAAUUUAAGGACAAGUUCUGUGUGUAUGAGGAAUAUUGCAGCAAUCACGAGAAGGCUCUGCGGCUACUGGUGGAGCUGAACAAGAUCCCCACUGUGCGCGCCUUCCUUUUGAGCUGCAUGCUUCUGGGAGGCCGGAAGACCACCGACAUCCCUUUGGAAGGCUACCUGCUGUCUCCGAUUCAGAGGAUCUGCAAAUACCCCCUCCUCCUCAAGGAGCUGGCCAAGAGGACCCCCGGCAAGCACCCAGACCACCCUGCGAUCCAGAGCGCGCUGCAGGCCAUGAAGACCGUGUGCUCCAACAUCAAUGAGACCAAGAGGCAGAUGGAGAAGCUGGAGGCGCUGGAGCAGCUGCAGUCGCAUAUUGAAGGCUGGGAGGGCUCCAACCUCACAGACAUCUGCACCCAGCUCCUCCUGCAAGGAACUCUGUUGAAAAUCUCUGCAGGCAACAUCCAGGAGAGGGCCUUCUUCCUCUUCGACAACCUCCUUGUCUACUGCAAGCGGAAAUCCAGAGUCACUGGGGGCAAGAAGUCCAGCAAGAGGACGAAAUCCAUCAAUGGCUCCCUCUACAUCUUCAGGGGUCGGAUCAACACUGAGGUCAUGGAGGUGGAGAAUGUGGAAGACGGGACAGCGGAUUACCACAGCAAUGGCUACACGGUCACCAACGGCUGGAAGAUCCACAACACGGCCAAGAACAAGUGGUUCGUGUGCAUGGCCAAGACGGCGGAGGAGAAGCAGAAGUGGCUGGACGCCAUCAUCCGCGAGCGGGAGCAGCGCGAGAGCCUGAAGCUGGGCAUGGAGAGGGACGCCUACGUCAUGAUUUCGGAGAAGGGGGAGAAGCUUUACCACAUGAUGAUGAACAAGAAGGUGAACCUGAUCAAGGACCGCCGGAGGAAGCUGAGCACCGUCCCCAAGUGCUUCUUUGGCAAUGAGUUUGUUGCCUGGCUUCUGGAAAUUGGUGAAAUCAGCAAGACUGAAGAAGGAGUCAACUUGGGCCAAGCGCUGCUGGAGAACGGUAUUAUCCACCAUGUCUCUGACAAGCACCAGUUCAAGAAUGAGCAGGUGAUGUAUCGCUUCCGCUACGACGAUGGCACCUACAAGGCCCGCAGUGAGCUGGAGGACAUCAUGUCCAAGGGUGUGAGGCUAUACUGCCGUCUUCACAGCCUCUACACCCCCAUGAUCAAAGACCGCGAUUACCACCUGAAGACCUACAAGUCCGUGCUGCCUGCGAGCAAGCUGGUGGACUGGCUACUGGCUCAGGGCGACUGCCAGACGCGGGAGGAGGCGGUGGCACUCGGCGUGGGCCUGUGUAACAACGGCUUCAUGCACCACGUGCUGGAGAAGAGCGAAUUCAAGGAUGAGUCCCAGUACUUCCGCUUCCAUGCAGACGAGGAGAUGGAGGGCACCAGCAGCAAGAACAAACAGCUUCGCAAUGACUUCAAGCUGGUGGAGAAUAUUCUGGCCAAGCGCUUGCUGAUCCUGCCCCAGGAGGAGGACUAUGGCUUCGACAUCGAGGAGAAGAACAAGGCCGUGGUGGUGAAGUCAGUUCAGAGGGGCUCAAUGGCCGAGAUGGCCGGCCUGCAGGUCGGGAGGAAGAUCUACUCCAUCAAUGAGGACCUGGUGUUCCUGCGGCCCUUCUCUGAGGUGGAGUCCAUCCUCAACCAGUCUUUCUGCUCCCGCCGCCCCCUGCGCCUUCUGGUAGCCACCAAGGCCAAAGAGAUCGUCAAAGUCCCUGACCAUCCAGAGGCUUUGUGCUUCCAGAUCCGUGGAGCCGCUCCACCAUAUGUCUAUGCUGUGGGGAGAGGCUCAGAGGCAGCGGCUGCAGGGCUCUGUGCUGGCCAGUGCAUCCUGAAGGUCAGCGGCAACAACACAGUGAAUGGUGGUGCCCCAGAGGUCCUGGAGCAUUUCCAGGCAUUCCGGAGCCACCGAGAAGAGGCCCUGGGCCUGUACCAGUGGGUCUACCAUACCCAUGAGGAUGCCCAGGAGGCCCGAGCCAGCCAGGAAGCUCCCGGAGAGGACCCCAGUGGCGAGGGAGCCCGGGAGGAAGACCAGCCUGAUGCAGCCUUCCCCCUACUGUCCCUGGGUCCCCAGCUGAGCCUGCAUGAAGACAGCCCCACAGUCAGCCUGACCGUAGACAACGUGCACCUGGAGCAUGGCGUUGUGUACGAAUACGUGAGCACGGCGGGCGUCAAGUGCCACGUGCUGGAGAAGAUCGUGGAGCCACGUGGCUGCUUCGGCCUUACUGCCAAGAUACUUGAGGCCUUUGCUGUCAACGACAGUGUCUUUGUGCAGAACUGUGGGCGGCUCAUGGCGCUGAGCAACAACAUCAAGACCAUGUCCCACUACGAGUUCCGCACCACCUGUGACAUCAAGCUGGAAAGCAUUGGCCAGAGGAUUGCCUGCUACCAGAAGUUUGCAGCCCAGCUGAAGAGCAGGGUCAGCCCACCCUUCAAACAAGCUUCCCUGGAACCCCAUCCACUGUGUGGCCUGGACUUCUGCCCCACCAAUUGCCACAUCAACCUCAUGGAAGUAUCCUACCCCAAGACCACUCCCUCGGUUGGCAGAUCAUUCAGCAUCCGCUUCGGUCGCAAACCCUCCCUCAUCGGCCUUGACCCAGAGCAAGGCCACCUGAACCCCAUGUCCUAUACUCAACACUGCAUCACCACCAUGGCUGCCCCUUCAUGGAAGUGCCUGCCUGCUGUGGAUUGUGACGCCCUAUGCCAGGGUUCCAACAACAGCAGCUCUGGGCCAGCCAAUGGAGCCCUGGGCCAGGAGGACCGGGGCCUGAGCUUCCUACUCAAGCAGGAGGACCGUGAGAUCCAGGAUGCCUACCUGCAGCUCUUCACCAAACUGGACGUGGCCCUAAAGGAGAUGAAGCAGUACGUCACCCAGAUCAACAGGCUGCUGUCCACCAUCACGGAGCCAACCUCAGGGGGGUCUUGUGAUCCGCCUUCAGCCGAGGACGCCUCAUCCUCCCCAUUGGUCAGUGAGGAGAGCGAGAUGGACAGGACUGACCACGGGGGUAUCAAGAAGGUGUGCUUCAAGGUGUCCGAGGAAGAUCAGGAGGACUCAGGCCACGACACCAUGAGCUACCGCGACUCCUACAGCGAGUGUAACAGUAACCGGGACUCGGUCCUUUCCUACACCAGCGUGAGAAGUAACAGCUCCUACCUGGGCAGCGACGAGAUGGGGUCCGGAGAUGAGCUGCCGUGUGACAUGCGGAUCCCGUCCGACAAGCAGGACAAGCUCCACGGCUGCCUGGAGCAUCUCUUUAACCAGGUGGAUUCCAUCCACACGCUCCUCAAGGGGCCGGUCAUGAGCAGGGCCUUCGAAGAGACCAAGCAUUUCCCCAUGGACCACAGCCUGCAAGAGUUCAAGCAGAAAGAAGAGUGCACAAUCCGUGGCCGGAACUUGAUCCAGAUCAGCAUCCAGGAGGACCCCUGGAACCUUCCCAACUCCAUCAAGACCCUGGUGGACAACAUCCAGAGAUAUGUGGAAGAUGGGAAGAACCAGCUGCUCUUGGCCCUGCUGAAAUGCACAGACACGGAGCUGCAGCUGCGGAGGGACGCCAUCUUCUGCCAGGCGCUGGUGGCCGCUGUGUGCACCUUCUCCGAGCAGCUCCUGGCGGCCCUCAGCUACCGCUACAACAACAACGGCGAGUACGAGGAGAGCAGCCGGGACGCCAGCCGCAAGUGGCUGGAGCAGGUGGCGGCCACGGGCGUCCUCCUGCACUGCCAGUCGCUGCUGUCCCCCGCUGCUGUGAAGGAGGAGCGCACCAUGCUGGAGGACAUCUCGGCGACCCUGUCGGAGCUGGACAAUGUCACCUUCUCCUUUAAGCAGCUGGAUGAGAACUGCGUGGCCAACACCAACGUCUUCUAUCACAUUGAGGGCAGCCGGCAGGCACUGAAGGUCGUCUUCUACCUCGACAGCUACCACUUCUCCAAGCUGCCCUCACGCCUGGAGGGCGGGGCCAGCCUGAGGCUGCACACUGUGCUCUUCACCAAAGCUCUGGAGAACAUGGAGGGGCCACCUCCUCCAGGCAGCCAGGUGGCAGAAGAUUUGCAGCAGGAGAUCAACACCCAGUCCCUGGAGAAGGUUCAGCAGUAUUACCGCAAGCUCAGGGCAUUUUACCUGGAACGGUCUAACCUGCCCACGGAUGCCAGCACUACAGCGGUGAAGAUAGAUCAGCUGAUCCGCCCCAUCAACGCCCUGGACGAGCUCUGCCGCCUCAUGAAGUCCUUCGUCCACCCCAAGCCUGGCAGCAGCGGCCUGGGCGCUGGCCUCAUCCCCAUCUCCUCCGAGCUCUGCUACCGCCUGGGCGCCUGCCAGAUCGCCAUGUGCGGCACGGGCAUGCAGAGGAGCACCCUGAGCGUCUCCCUGGAGCAGGCAGCCGUGUUGGCGAGGAGCCAUGGUCUGCUGCCCAAAUGCAUCAUGCAGGCCACCGACAUCAUGCGGAAGCAGGGUCCCAGGGUGGAGAUUCUGGCCAAAAACCUCAGAGUUAAGGAUCAGAUGCCCCAGGGCGCACCUCGGCUCUACCGCCUCUGCCAGCCACCUGUGGACGGAGACCUCUGACCACCAGCUUUUUGGUGCUCGGCUGCAUCCUCGGAACUGGGAUUUGGGAGGACGCGAGGACCACACCAGCCUUCUCCAGAGCUGGCCCAGGCCUCUGCUCCCGCCUGCUCGGGAUGAGUCUGACCUGCGCCUCCUUCUGAGGACAAGCGGUGCCCCCACCCUUGGACCAGCUGCUGAUCAGCCGAGACUGACAUGUUCGCCACACUUCUGUCAGAAGCCCAAAGGGUGUUGGGGACCCACAGAGCUGAUGGGUGCAGCAGGUCCCAGGGACACAGGGGAGAAGUCCUGGGCUCUGCUGAUGGAGGCCCGUAGGCCCAGCUGCCCAGGGAUGGCUCAACUGCACUUUGAAGCCCUGGUUUCCUCCUCAGUCCACAUUCCAGGCGACCACACGUCUCUUCCUCUGCCAGCUUCCAGACUCACCCCUAACCUUGUACUAACCUGCUCGGUGAACUCGGUAAAGCCAGGCCUCUGUCAGGAAGGGCAGAGGGACAGGGCUCACCCCCGUCUCCGCGAGGACACUUGACGCCACAGCAGCUUCCAACACCGCCAUUGGAACCCGGUGUUGACCCUGGGCUCGAGAUUUGCUCCGAUUUUAUUUAUAUGUGUGAACUCUCUGGUUUAUUUUGGGAUUUUAUGUUGUUGGCAUUGUUGACAUUUUUGGGGGGGCCUGUGUGAUUAUAUAUUUGACAUUUUAAAUUUCAAAGAAAGGUAUAUUGUCUAACAGGGGACCAAUAUAAAGCAGUAGUGACACCUUUUCCCAGUACUACUAAAAAAAACUAAAUUAUUGAAAAUUUUUUAAAUGUCAAUAUUUCAUCUUUUUUUAACAUUAGCUCAGAGUGUCACAGGUAUGACUACCACAUCUUCUGCCACCCUCAGUUCUCUGGGAGUUGGUCAGUAUUAGAUGAAUUUGCUCUUUUCAAAGACCUGGGUGCAGGGGUUAGAGGUGGUCGGGUUUGGACCACCCACCCGAGCUGCUGUCUCAGCAGGUGUCUGUCUCACAGGUAGGGGUGAGGCUGGGAGACACUGAGCAGGAGCUUCUGUAAUUAUUUUGGUGUUAGCUCAGCGCGGGGCAUUCAGGACUUCUCAGCCAGCCGGAGAGACAGGAAGCCACCACCCUGGCCACCUUCUGGUUUUCUGCUGCCCCUGAGGCUUCAAGCCCCACCUGCAUCUUGGCCACCUUCCUCCUCCUGCCCCUCCAUGCACCGGGUGGCAGGAGGCGGGCUUGUCCCUGGACACAGGUGAUGUGCAUAUAAAAGGGAACUGGCUUCCGCUGGUGGUGAGAACGGAGCACGGACCUGAGGACCAGGGAGGUCCACAGGUUUACUUUAAAAUGUACAGAUUCUUCUCAUUAAGGUCAUGAUAGAGUUUUUUUAUUAUUAAAAGUCAGUUUAU